AAAAUUCCCCACCCAAAUUUUUCAAAAGAGAGAGAAAAAGCAAAGCCUACUCUAAAAGCCCAAGGCCUUAAAACUCUUUCUUUUAAAAUUCACUUUCUUUCUUCUUCAUCAAAUUCUUUAACUACCGAGUACAAUUUUUGAAUUUCCAGUAAAAAUUAAUUACCUCAGAUACUUUUGGGAGAAUUUUUUUUUUAUUGGGCGUUAAUUGUUGUUAAUUAUUAUGAACAGGAAUCUCUAUGUGGGCAUUAAAAGUGGAAGGGAAAAUGCUUACAUGCAUAGCGCGUGCAAAGCAAUCAAGCGAUGAUUCUAUUGAUCAGUCUAGUAAACAAUCCAUCAAAACCCUCACUUCUCAGAUCAAGGACAUAGCGUUGAAGGCGUCUGGUGCAUACAGCCACUGUACGCCAUGCACAACCCAGCCGACUCAAUUGCCGAAGAACGGGAACUCCGGCGAUUCUGAAUCGGUGGCAUCGGAGAGGUUCCGGAGGUCGUACAAGCGGACAGGGAGCUCGAACUCGUCGGGGAGAAGGGAGUUGCAGAUAAGGCUGAAGGGAAUAUCAAGCGGCGAGGGGACACCGGCGUCAGCGAGUGGCCGGCGAGUCGAUCCAGUCUUGUUCGUGGAAGAAAGCGAGCCGAAGGAGUGGGUGGCUCAGGUCGAACCCGGUGUUCUAAUUACCUUUUUGUCCCUGCCACGUGGUGGAAAUGAUCUCAGGCAAAUUCGGUUCAGGUACUAUUUCGUAAUUUAAACCAUUUUCUUCAACGUAGAUGGCAGCAUUAAUGACAUUAACACCCUGUUUGACCCCCAUUACCUGAAAAUGGUAAUGGGGGGAAUAG
Messenger RNA from Olea europaea var. sylvestris, 831 nucleotides. RefSeq names its product protein Brevis radix-like 4. NCBI's taxonomy places the organism in Eukaryota, Viridiplantae, Streptophyta, Magnoliopsida, Lamiales, Oleaceae. The transcript has 3 exons. The record is from RefSeq and is a predicted model, not a curated record. The coding region runs from base 237 to 743 and encodes 168 amino acids.